Molecule: messenger RNA, 987 nt
Organism: Daktulosphaira vitifoliae (grape phylloxera)
Lineage: Eukaryota; Metazoa; Arthropoda; Insecta; Hemiptera; Phylloxeridae
Exons: 2
Coding region: 61-924 (287 amino acids)
Source: RefSeq, a predicted model, not a curated record
UCUGUUGCCUACCAUCUACCUAUCAUUCAUUUGGAACAAGUCGUAGCUUGAGUAGCAAAAAUGGUCUGCUCAAAAAUUUUAAUUACAUUGGCAAUUGCUGUAGUAGCAAAGAUUCAAGCAGGACCAUGUGGUUUUCCUUGUUCUCCCAUCCCAGUUUCACCUUCUCCAUGUUCAGCACCUGGCAUUAGUCCUGCUCUUUUGAGCAUAUUGCCACUUUUGGCCGCAGCACCAUCUCCACCUUGCCCAAUCUUAGCCUCAGCUCCAGCCCCUCUUCCAUUACCUCUUCUUACCCCAAUUCCAGCACCAGCUCCGUGCUCUUCAUCAUCUUCACUCUCCGGACUUUUGAGCGCUUUGUUGCCACUUUUGGCCCCAGCACCAGCUCCAGCACCUAUUCCAUUACCUCUUCCAGUCCCAACCCCAGCACCUAUUCCAUUACCUCUUCCAGUCCCAACCCCAGCUCCAUGCUCUUCAUCAUCUUCACUUUUGAGCGCUCUGUUGCCACUUUUAGCUGCCAUACCAACUCCAGCACCAGCUCCUACUCCAUGCUUUAUUCCAGCCCCAGCACCAGCACCUAUCUCUGUACCACUCUCUCCCUUGCCAUUACCAUUACCAGCCUCUGGCCCAGUCUCUCUUCCAUUACCAUGCCCAGCACCAGCACCAUCUGCAGCUCCCUUCAACCCAGCUCUUUUGAACGCUUUGUUAUCACUUUUGACCCCUGCCUCAACUCCACUCCCAGCCACUAACUCAUUACCAUUGCCAUGUCCAGCACCAGCUCCAGUUCCACUCCCAUCACCAUUGCCAUGCUCACUUCCAACCCCAGUUCCAACUCCCCUUAACCCAGCUAUUUUAAGUAUUUUGUUACCACUUUUAACAGCUGCCCCGGCUCCAAUCCAAUGUGCUGCUCCAACUACUUGUGGUUGUUAAAUAUUGUUAUUUAUGAAUUGUAUUAAUUUAAUAGAAAUAAAAAACAUCAAUUACUAAAAAAUA